AAGUGAUAUAUUUUUGAGGUCACUCCUUCGAAUGCAAAAAUGUUCUUCGAAAGUUUACUGAACUGUAACCUCUCUGACAAUUUUUCAAAAUUUUCCCAUAUGCGCCAUAGGAGUUUUCGUCGUGGUUAGGCUUGCGCAGUGUGAUUUCGAGAUUUCAUUCAAGAAAAGCAAAUACUUUCCAUGAGCUAUAUUUAAAGCGUUACGAAUACAAAGUGUGAUAAUAAUACUACAGCGGUUCACUACGUUCUAUAAAUGUAUACUUAACUUAAAAGUAUGAACCGAAACGGAAGUACAUAUUAGAAUUAUUUGGACUAGAAUUUAUACAAGCACGAGCUUUUGACAAAUUCAAACGCAGCCCCUCCAUUUUACCGGAAAUUCCCGAACGUUUCUCAGGUAAACCAAUGAGAAAGCCAAAUUUGACUUGAAAGAUCCAGUGAUGUAUUUUUUGUUCCAAACAAAGUAAAAACGCCAAAAAAUGUGGUUAAAGUGGCUGUAAAUAGUUCAAAGUGUUAUUAUAGUAUAGUUCCUCUUAUGCUAACCCCUUUCACAAAACCGUUAUAAAAGGACUAUUCGUUGCUCCAGCCUGAAUAUAUUUUCGAUGUUGUAACCAAAAAAUUGCUUCGCCAAAAUGGACGAAGUUAGAGCUCGAAUACAAUCCCAAAGUUCAGUCUGUAGCGAUUCAAAUGGUGACGACUCUGCUAAACAUGACGUGCCUACAAGCCUUAAUACGAGAUUGUGCCUAGUGGGCGCUUUAACAAAUGAUACAGCACUUCGAACCGUAGCAGAGUCAUAUGGUGUACCUGUGGUCACCUCUGAAGAUGGACAAGAAUACAUCCAUGAUGAUAGUAACAGUACGAUCUUUGUACUUGAAAAUUUUGAAGGAAAUGUAUAUGAAAAUUUACACAAAACUCGGAAGCGGUUGUUGGGAACGACAGCACUGCAACAGCUUGUUAAGAAAAAAGAGAAACUUCCUCUGAAUACUAGGCCUUUAUUCAAUUUAGCUAUGACCGGAGUAGUUGUUUGUUUCACUGGAUUCAGGAAUAAGGAAGAACUGACUAAGCUGGUACCUUUGAUACACCAUAUGGGCGGAUCCAUACGAAAAGAUAUGUCUACAAAAGUAACCCAUUUGAUUGCUAACGUGUGCGGUGGCGAUAAAUAUCAGUACGCUGUUACGUUCAAGUUACCAGUUAUGAAUCUGCAAUGGGUUCAUCACAGUUGGGACAGGAGGCAUGACUUGGACUUCAAUGCGACUUCGGAAAAAGUUGUUAGUGAGCAUAAACUGAAACCUUUCCACGGCGCGAGAGUUUGUUUCGUCGGCUUUCCACCUGAAGAAGAAAAGCAUAUGACCGAGGUGCUGCUGUGUAAUGGAGGUGAAGUCACUAGUAUAGAUGAUAUCUCGUGCACACAUGUGGUUAUGGAUCAAUCCGAAGUCUACACAUUAGAGGCUACUAGUGCACCACUUUCACCUAAAGUCAAGCCAACCCAUAGUACAGAGAACCUACCACCACCCGAUACCCCUUCUUUCCUUAAAACUAAAACUCCCAAAACUCCUGUUCAGAACAACAAAGGGGUGAAUUUCUUCAAAAUAAGUCAAAGCGCUACGUGCUUGGAAACGCUGCACGAGAACUUUCACAAUCAGAGUGUUGUGAAUGAAUUGGAUAGCGUUUGUUUCGAUCAGUCGUUUGACCCGAACGUCACCCCUUGUAAAAGAAAAAGGUUCGUGUCACCAGAGCGACCAGGUGACAAAAGAAAGAAGGAUAAGAGCUUUAGCGAACGGAAGCGAAAAGUUUCUGACUUCUUCAAAACACCGAUCAACUACUUUUCGAAUCGCCGAAGAACUAUCGAUGCCACGACGUUCGAUCAGAGUUUGAGCGAGAGCGUCAUAUCAAGUUCUGGUGUUUUUAACGUAGACACAGUACAGAACCUGACCACGUGCCCAGACGGAACACCGCUAGGGGCCCAAAAGAGACCUAAGAAAAACCUGUUCACCAGGACAUUCAGCUCGUCGAAGUUCAGUCGGAAAUCGAGAAAGACUCUCGAAUUGAACGCCACUCAAUUGUCGUUUGGUGAACCGAGCGCGGUUGACGGCAAAGAUAAGUUGAAUGCCAGUUGUUUCCCUGACAUUUCCCUGAAUCCUGUUCCUACUAACAAUCAUAAGCUUAGCUGUGACAUUGCCGGGGCGUCGAGGAGAACUUCUGUAGCUGCUGUUGCGGUCGUGGAUGAAUCUACUGUAGCUGACAGGCUAGAAGGACCUGCUAAAGCAUGGGUGGUCAAAGCUGAAUGGUUCUGGACGUCAGUACAGAAGGAAAUUAGCUUGGGAGAAAAGGAAUAUUUAUUUGAUGACUAUGUCGAUCAAGUGUUGUCGCCGGGCGGCAGGCGCGACUCGCAGGUGGCCGGAGGGACAGCGACGCCAUCUAGCGCCAGUCGACGGAAGCGGAAGAGGCUGCACGAUACUAUCCAAUCGCUGGCAAUGUCCACCGCAUCUCCUAGCUUGCACAAGCGCAGGUCUUCAGUCAGUGACGCCGGAUUGCUUAGCGUCAGUGGCUCGUUUCUUGAUUGUACGACUAGUCCUAAUAGUAAGGAAUUGUUGGAUGGUGCCUUAGAACCGCAACCCGUAGAAACGCCAAGAAAAGCUUUAACUCAGCGGCAUCAAGUAUUCCUUGAACUACUGCAGACGGAAACCAACUAUGUAGAUAUACUCCACACGAUUAUGACGAUGUUCAAGAAGCACCUGGAAGAAAUGCCUGAGGAGGAAGCUUUGCUGAACAAUACGGAACUGAACUUGAUAUUCGGCAAACUGCCGCUGAUCUACGAGACUCACGUGAAGAUGUUGGACGAAUUCAGGUGGACGUCCGUUCAUUGGAACGAGGAACGAACGAUCGGUAAUAUCAUUGUAAAGUACUCGACAGAGCUACUGAGAGCCUACCCACCGUUCAUUAACUACUUUGAAGAAAUGAAGGAGGUGCUGCAGCAGUGCGACCAGAACAAGCCCAGGUUUCACGCUUUUCUCAAAGCUUGCCAGACCAGGCUGGAAUGCGGCAGGCAGAGCUUGCAAGAGCUCAUGAUCAGGCCGGUGCAAAGGCUUGGUAGUAUUAGCUUACUUUUAAAUGAUAUUUUAAAACACACCCAAAAAACGAAUCCAGAUCAUGCUGCACUAGAGCAAGCUCUGGCCGCAUUACGAGAAGUUAUGACUCACAUAAAUGAAGAUAAGCGGAAAGCAGAGGGCCAAGUGACGUUAUUCAACAUAUUCAAAGAUAUAGAUAACUGUCCGCCGGACAUCGUAUCGUCGCAUCGCAGUUUCGUAACGAGGGCCGAAGUGUUGCAGAUAUCCCAGUCGGAAGGCUUGGCGAGCAAAGGUAACAACCUGGUGCUGUUCCUGUUCUCCGACCAGCUGGAGGUGUGCAAGAAGAAAUCGAAGGCGUACACGUUGAAGAGUCCAUCAACGGUUGGCGGUAGUUUACAGAGUAAACCGCCGCCGAAACCGUUCAAGCAUGUCAGGCUGAUCCCGCUCAACACUAUCAAAAGGGUGAUAGAUGUUACGGAAGCGGAAGGAUGUCAUAAAGUUUUUAGCUUAGUUUGUAGAAAUAACGAAGACCUGAAAGAAAGAUUACAUUCAUUUGCCAUGGUUGAUGAAGAUUCGGAUAAAGUUGCAUUUUUGAAGACCCUUACGAGGACGAUGGCAAAUAACGCGUGUACGGCUGAUGCGGAAAAGUUCAUGGCGUACAUCGACGCCCACCAGCUGGACAUCGACACCAGCGAGGUGAGCAACAAUGGCUCCCUAUCGAAGGCGUUCGCAAAGUUCGCGACCACCCGGUUCAAGGUCAGCAGGGCGUUCUCUUUCAACAAGACCCCCUCGAAGCUGAAACGAGCCGUGUCCUCUAUGAUGUCUCCAUUCGGCAGCUCCACCGCACUUACGCCUGCCUCACAGCUGGCGCAAAUGAAGCUAGCUAGCUACAGCAACAUUAACGAAUUGGGAAAUACGGAAGAUGAAACUCUGCCGAUGCCUGCAGCACCAAUGUCUGUACAGCCAACGCGAAAAGUAAACUCAGCAUCCUUAGGAACGAACGCUAUAAAGAGAUGUUGACGGUUGAUUCUAAGUUUUACCUCUUAAUAUAUUUUAUCGAAUCUAUUAUAUUUGUACAUAUUCAUUUUAUUCUAAAACCGAGCGUGUUUAUCAGCUUUUUAGUAUCGUCAUAAGUAAGAUGUAAAUUUUAUAAAUUGUCACUCCGUUCCCAUUUCAUUGAGAAAUAAUUUAUGUAUUAUAUUUAUUCAUUAUACAAGUCGCACAUAGAUCGAGCAUAAACGUAGUUUUGUACUGUUAUAUUUAUUCACCUUAUAGGUGAUAUCAUUUUGAGAAAUGAAGAUGCAGCUUUCAUUGAACCGUCUCUUGUGUUUACCUUACAACCUAUCUCUUCCAAUCCAUUUUUGAUUAACCCUGCUAUCAAACUAUCUUCUUUUGAACAUAUACUGAAUGACAAAAAAAAAAAACAUACGUAUGUUUAUUAGAAUUCGAG
Molecule: messenger RNA, 4514 nt
Organism: Acanthoscelides obtectus
Lineage: Eukaryota; Metazoa; Arthropoda; Insecta; Coleoptera; Chrysomelidae
Source: the annotation of a GenBank genome assembly